AUUAAAUAAAGUCAUCUACCUGUAUCUAUUUUUAAAAUUAAAAUUGUUUGUUAUUUAAAUUAACUACUAUUAACUAUUACUACAUUAUAAUCUAAUUUAUCUAAAUAAAUAAUUUACCUUUUUAUUAAGAUGCUGAAAUUUAAAUCAUGGUUAUCAUGUUUUACUAAAUUUACAAUUUAAUAGAUGUGAAUAUAUUGAAAUAAAAUAUUUAAUAUUUGAGUAACCGAAAUCAUUAAAGAUGACUGAAGAUAUUCGUGAUAUUCUGGACAUAGAAAGAGGAUCUGGUCCUCAGAUCUCUAAAGAUGAAAUACUUGGUACAAACAAGAAAAAAGUAUCACUCCUGUCAGGUAAUCGCCAAAACCGAAGACCUGAAGGAAUGGCUCGUGAAGUAUUUGCCUUGUUGUAUAAUGAUAAAAAAGAUGUUCCACCUGUUAUCGAAACUGAAUCUGGUAUAUAUAUAAAUUUUUAAAUUUUCCUUUAUUUUUUUUAUGUUAUCUUAAUUGUACAUAGGUCCAACCUAUAAGCUCCAAAAAGCUAGAUUAGGUAUGCGGCGUGUUCGCCCAUGGGUAUGGGCUCCUUUUGUCAACCCAGCUCGGGAAGAUAGUGUUGCUUUUUACCAUUGGCGAAGAGUUGCUGAUGAGGGUAAAGAGUAUCCUUUUGCUAAAUUUAACAAGGUAUGUGAUACUGUUAAUAAUUAAAGUUUAUUUGAUGUGCCUAAUAUAUUUAAAUAAUAAAUUGAUUAAGUAUGCAAUUAUUUUACUAUUAUGUAUUCCUAUUAUUAACAUUAAUUAGAAAAUUGAAAUACCUGAGUACACGGAUAUUGAGUACAAAGAACACUUAGAGUCAGAAACAUGGAGUAGAGAAGAAACUGAUCGUCUUUUUGACAUGUGUCAACGUUUUGAUUCACGUUUUAUCGUCAUUCAGGGAAGAUGGAACUAUGGAGAGUAUGAGAAUGCUGUUAAACGAACUACUGAGGACUUAAAAGACAGAUAUUACUCAGUUUGUAAUACGUUGACAAAGGUUGUAAAAGUAAAAUCAACAUUAAUAUUCUUUUAUUAUUAUUGGACAAUUUGUUUUGUAUUUAUUUAGAUUAGAGGGGGGAAUAUCAAUGAAGCAAAAAUGUUUGAUGCAGAACACGAAACUCGUAGAAAACAACAAUUAGAAAGACUUUAUAGUAGAACUCCUAAACAAGUAUUUAUAUUUUUAUUUAAUAAAUGAUAUUCAGUUUUAUACUUGUUUUAUUUAAUCUUUAAGAUUGAAGAAGAACAAGGUUUAUUACAAGAAUUACGUAAGAUUGAAGCACGGAAACGUGAUAGAGAUCGUAAAACACAAGAUUUACAGAAAUUAAUAAGUGCAGUUGAUAAACAAAAUGAUAGUCGAAAAACUUUAAAGAUUGACAAAAAAACACCUCAUCAUCGUAAACGCAUUACCGUUCCCGUUCGACCAACAAGAGUUGAUCCAAAUGUAAACUAACUUUAAAUUAUUGAUUUAAUAUUAUAGUAUUAAAAUUAUGUGUAUAUUUAGAAUUUUGAAGCUACUACUAUUAAAUUCCCAGACAUAAAAAAUAGUGGUGUAUCAACUCGUUCACAACGAAUGAAAAUACCAGCAAAUGUUAGUCAAAAAAAAGUAAAAAAUGUCGAACAGGCUUUACAAUCAUUAAAAAUUAGUAUGUAACAUAAUAAUAUUAGAUUUGAAUUACUUGUUUUAUCAACUGUAAUAAUCUGUUAGCUAAUUAUUUUUUUUUUAGAAUUAAAUCCUAUUUCAACUGAAGAGACAUGUCAAAAUUACAAUGACUUGCGUAAUGAAAUUGUUUUGCUAAAUGAACUAAAGGCAGUAUGUACUUCAAGUGAUUUUGAACUACAAUCAUUAAAACAUCAGUAUGAAACAUUAAAUCCUAAUGGGGUAUGUAAUUUAUUAAAUUUCAAAAUUUCAAUUUUAGUAUUUAUUUAAAUUAUUAACAUAAUAUAAUGUAUGUUAGGUUUUUAAAAUUCCAUCAGAGCUUAUGGAAGAAUUAGCUAGUUUAAGUACUGAUGAAGAGGGAAAUGAAACUGAUAUCAUAAUCAAACAAGAAAUUAUUGAUGAUUUAGACACAGAAGAUGUUCAUCCUAUACCUGAAACAGUUUUAGAACUGUAAUUUUAUAUAUUUAUGAAGUACUUAAAUUUGUUUACCUACAUAAAAACUAUAAAUAUUACUGAUCUACUUUGAGUUUAUUUUGAAACAAGUAAUAUUAUUACUAUUAAUUAUUAUUUGUGUAAUUAAAUAAAUUGUCAUCUGUUUAUAGUAAGUUUUGGUAAAAUGUAUUAAAGAUCAUCAACAUAUAAUUU
This is a messenger RNA of Cinara cedri, 2325 nucleotides long. The record is from the annotation of a GenBank genome assembly. NCBI's taxonomy places the organism in Eukaryota, Metazoa, Arthropoda, Insecta, Hemiptera, Aphididae.